Molecule: messenger RNA, 5640 nt
Organism: Alosa sapidissima (American shad)
Lineage: Eukaryota; Metazoa; Chordata; Actinopteri; Clupeiformes; Clupeidae
Gene: b4galt6
Product: UDP-Gal:betaGlcNAc beta 1,4- galactosyltransferase, polypeptide 6
Exons: 9
Coding region: 858-2003 (381 amino acids)
Biological process (GO): glycosphingolipid biosynthetic process; carbohydrate metabolic process
Molecular function (GO): UDP-galactose:glucosylceramide beta-1,4-galactosyltransferase activity
Source: RefSeq, a predicted model, not a curated record
CUAGAACUACAUCCCGUGUUAAGACGAUGUGACCGGCGGGUCAGGCGGUCACCGGUCAUCACAGCAACGCAACCUUAUGAACCCACAAUUCACUGCAGUAUAGUGGUUGCCAUGGAGAAAGCUGACAAGUGAAGGAGAAGGAGGAAGGCACGGCUGGCAACACCCACCAUGGCUGCAUCGCCAGCAGAAAUGAGAUGGAACGAAAACUGAGCUUAGUCUAUACCGGAACUUGCGCCUACUUUGAUGUUUAAUGUUAAUGUCGUAAUGCUAUAGCGGGAUUCACCUUCUGCUUUAAGAUUAAAGCAAUUACCGGUGUUAGAUUUCAGCACGCUAGUUACCUAAGUGGUCAGCUUAGGUAGUGUUUUGGAAACAUCGCUAGGCUUGCGAGUGGGAGGAGGCGGCGCACACACCCGAAUCCCCCGUGGUCAUUCGUUGCCGGCGAAGCAUGACAUCGAAACAUGAAACGUUAUCAUGGGUAUCCAUAAAAUAAUAUUUUUAAAUAUCGAACCAUAUCAUCACCAAUUUCAGAAUGCCCGAUCGACGAUGCUAUGAAAGCCCCAACAGUGACUGAUCAGGGCCUGCUUUUUCGAUCUGGAAAUUUCUUGAGUGGAGUAGCUAUUCGUUUUUUUCCCUGGCAAGCUAGCCUAGAUCGCUAGCAUAGAUUUAGCUAGCAUUUUCGCUGCAUCCCUGGCUAUAACCGUUAGCAGAACGAUGCGGACUUUAUGGAUGCAUUGAGUUUCGCAGGACCAGUUUGGUGUCUUUGAUAUCCGCUUUUUGUCAUAUCAAGCAAAGUCAUUUGUAAUUAGUGAGCAGUAUUUUAUGGACCUGUCCAUUAGCUAGUGUAGGCUCGCAGCAAAAUGUUGAAUUUGAGACGGCUGUUGCGGUUAUCAAACCGCUCCUUUUUGGCCUUCAUUUUUUUCUUUUCAAUGUCUACGACCUGCUUGUACUUCAUUUAUGUGGCUCCUGGUAUAGCCAAUACAUACUACUUCAUGGUACAGGCUCAGGGGAUAAUAUUGAGGAAUAACGUGCGGACAUUUGGUCAGAUGAUCCGGCUCUACACCAAUAAGAACAGCACGCUCAAUGGGACAGAUUACCCAGAUGGGAACAACUCCAGUGAGUAUGUGGUCCAGCCUACCACGUACCUCCCUGAGAACUUCACCUACUCAUUGAACCUGCCCUGCCCAGAACGCCUGCCCUCUAUGAAGGGCCCCAUUGAGGUAAAUAUGACAGAGUUUCCUGUAGAGGAGCUGGAGAUCAAGUUCAAGCAGCUGGGCAUUCAGUACGGAGGCCACUGGAGACCCACGGACUGCCAACCCCGCUGGAAGGUGGCUGUUCUCAUCCCCUUCAGGAAUCGUCAUGAACACCUGCCCAUCCUGCUGCUGCACCUCACACCCAUGUUGCAGCGCCAGAGACUUCAGUUUGCCUUCUACGUUAUCGAGCAGACGGGUACCCAGCCCUUUAACCGUGCGAUGCUGUUUAAUGUGGGAUUCCGUGAGGCCAUGAAAGACCUGGACUGGGACUGUCUGGUCUUCCACGACGUGGACCACAUCCCCGAGAACGACCGCAACUACUACGGCUGCACCAACAUGCCUCGGCACUUCGCUGCCAAGCUGGACAAGUACAUGUACAUCCUGCCCUAUAAUGGGUUCUUCGGGGGCGUCAGUGGGCUGACGGUGGAGCAGUUCCGCAAGAUCAACGGUUUUCCCAAUGCAUUCUGGGGCUGGGGAGGAGAGGACGACGACCUGUGGAACAGGGUGUCCUAUGCUGGCUACAAUGUAACACGACCUGAGGGAGAGAUUGGCAAAUACAAAUCCAUUCCACACCAUCAUCGGGGGGAGGUGCAGUUCUUGGGCAGAUAUAAAUUGUUGCGCUACUCAAAGGAGCGCCAGCACCUGGAUGGCCUGAACAAUCUGAACUACACGCCAGAGGUGUCCACUUCCAGCCUCUACAAGAACAUCAGUGUCAACCUGCACCCUGAGCUGGCUCCGAUUGCAGACUACUGAACGCAUGACACACACACACAUACAUACAUACAUACAUACAUGCAUACAUACACUCACACACUCAUGUCUGAUAUGCUCCUCCUGGGGGGGUGUGUGUGUUAGUGAGAGAGAAAGGAAGAGAGGAAGAGGGUGAAGGAUAAUUAGGAAAAGGGUAGGCAAAUUAAACUGAUCCGAGUGUUCGUGGUUUGGACGCAUUUCAGUUUCAAGUCAGUUUUGAAUGUGUAUUUGGUUUUUUUUUGGUUUUUUUUGGUCCAAGGUGUGUCUUAUCAGUUUCUGUAUGUGUAUGGAGUCAUAUUGAGAGGUGAAAGUAAAGGUGUGUGUGUGUGUGUGUGUGUGUGUGCUGUGCGUGUCUUGUAGGAUUUCAUGGCGUUUGUGUAUUGCGUACAGGGCACUUGGUCUCGUCCAAAUGUUAGUGUGUAAAUAAUGUGGGGUGGUGUUGGAUGGGCUAGCUGAACAAGAGAGGGGGGAAAAAAGCAAAAAACAUAUCUGUCUGAUUGCGUGUCUGCAGACUUGGUUGACGUGUGGGAAUACCUCAUGUAUGAAUUUGUGUGUGUGUGUGCGUGUACGCCUGUGCCUGUGUGUGAGGGAGUACUUGUGCUUUUCUGAUUCUCACUGCAUGUCAUUGCUGGCUUUAUGCGACUUAUGUCCACAUUACACUACAAGCCAAGAGGCGAGGAGUGCCAGAAUCAACCAAUCGGAUGUUUACUGCAAAGCCUUAACCUAACACUCAUAGGCUCUUUCACCGCUGUUUCCUGUCAAUCACUUGCUUUCACCCACUCAGCAGAACGUGCCACCUCUCGGCUGCCUCUCAGAAGCCAACAGACUUUUUUUCUUUUUUGUUUGUUUAUUUUCUUUUGUUGCAGUGAAUAUCUUAAAGAAAAAAAAAAGACCUUUCAGUUGCCAGGAAGUUAAAUGGUUUGAUUUAUGUGUUGCAAAUUGAUGAUUUUUUUUUUUUUUUUGAAUUUUUUUCUUUUGUAUUUAUUUUUUCAUGUUUUAUUUAAGUAUUUGAAGCACUCCUGUGUCGUGUUGCAUUCCGUGAACAGGGGAUUGGUGUGUGUAUAUGCGUCUCUCUGUAUGUGUGUGUGUGAGUGUGUAGAUGUUUAUGGGCAGACUCGCGCGCACACACACUUUCACACACACCUCUGCCUUUGACAUUCUUGUGUUUCACUCUCCACUCUUCUUUUGGCAGCUAUGUAGAUUCAUUUUGUUUUUUCUGUUCGCGUCCCCUCUUUAAGAGGAGAAUGAGACCAUCAAAGCGAGCAGGUGUAGUGGGCAAAGAGAAAAAGCAGGAGGGGGGCCGUUUAAAACGACAACAACAACAACAACAACAACACUGUUGUGCAUGCCUUACUCUUCUCUGCUUUCUUUUUCUUUUUGACAUCGUAUCAUUGGAGAAGCGUUGAGCUUUCUUUCAGCUGUAGUGUCUUCUCUCCUUUUAAAGUGCACUAUGGAACAUGAGAAGCAGAGGGGGGGAGUGUAGAUGGUCCCUCCUUGCUCUGGAGGGGUGGGGGGUAACAGGGGUCAUAGCUGCUAAACACCCCUUAUUGGGUGUAGCGUGUGUGAGUAUGUGUGUCUGUGGAGUGCAUUGUGUACUCUGUGUUCAGUUGUACUUGUGUGUGUGUGUGAUUGCUUUGCAUUGCGGUCUGUUGGACAGCUGGGCCAGGAUGAGGGAGCGCUUGCUCGCGCUCUUGAGUGGCCCCUGGGCCCUGUGAAGCUUGGAGCUUUUUGUGACCAGUGUGCCAGCGCUCAGCAGAUAGAGCUCUCUCUUUCUCUGUCUGUCUGUCUGUCUGUAUAUAGUUUUUUCCAUUUUCUCUAUUUUAAGGUUUUUAAAGUUAUCUUUGUGUGUGUGUGUGUGUGUGUGCGUGUGUGCGUGCGCGAGUGAGAGAGAGAGAGGUUCAGCCGUUGAUUGUCCUUUUUUUCCCUUUAAUUCUUCGGUUGAUGUUUGUGUUAUUUAUCAUAUUGGUGUUCUAUUGGUGAGCGAUAACUGCUAAUGCAAGCAUCCCAGGGUGCUUUGCAGUCAGAUGUGUUUUGCUUCUUCCAGGCGCAUUAGCUCCAGGAAGUACUUUGAGGUACGAGGAAGGACUUGGUGCUUCUUUCUUUUUUUUUUUUUUUUUUUCUUUUUUUUUUAAAAUAGGCUAAGGGUAGUAUUGGGUAGCCAUCUCCUGCUGUUUACAUAGUAACGGUUGCCAAGGCAGGAGAGGUAAAGUCUGUAUUUGAUUUGGCCCUGUCGCUACGGGUUUCACAAUCGUCAGCGUACACAUCUUACCAAUGAUGACGGACGACGAAUUAUUCCAAAAAUACUUUUUUAAAACAGUGAAGUGCACAUAUGUUGUUUGUGUUGGUGUGUCCGGUGCCAAAGUCCGUUUCCUUUUUUCCUUUCCCUCUUCUCUUCCUCCUCCUCUUUCUCCUCCUCCUGCACUGAAAGCUAAUCUAAUAAUGGGAUAUUUGAUCUUUUUAGAUGACUGUGUGUGUGUGUGUGUGUGUGUGUGUGUACUGUUUGCAUACACAGGAAGCCCAAACAUAUUGCAGACAGAAAUAGUAUUCAUCUGUCCUAGUAUACAUAUGACCUCGUUGGGGGCCUUGUUUUGGGUCUCAAAAGGCACAGUUGAGAAUCCUACCAGUGUGUUAACGUUAUUCCCCCAGUCCCUAAUCUCUAUGGGCACUGUCGUCCCGUCAGAGCCCUGAGAUUCUGCCAAACCUCUCCACAUAUCCCAGUUCCACAUAAGGAGCUUGGAAGGGGUUGUGGGGAGACCGUUUGAGAAGGACCUUGUGGUGGACUGGGCAUCGGCCAGUAGAGGCUGUGUGUUCCUAAGCCUUUCAUCACGAUAGAGGGCCAACACGCACACAUUUGUAAAAUUCCUGUGAUGGGUGUAUGUGGGACUCACUGCCAAGAGUAGUAUGUUGUCUGAACCGCAAAUGGAACCCCACCUUUCUUCCACACAUGUCCUGUGUUCAAUGACGUAGCCCAAAAAAUACAAAUAAACAACAAAAAAGGGGGGCUAAAAGAGAAGAUUAUAAGGACGUAUUCACUUACAAAGCUGUAAUGUAGAGUGUUACAUUUUUUGCAGUAUUCAUAUUUGUGCCUUGAGUUUAUUUUAUUUUUUCACUUUUUUUUUUUAUUUUGAAAUGAUAGGUGUUUUGUUUUUCACUUCUGCAUGGUUGCUGAGAUGCAGUGUGCUAGUGUGGCUGGGGCUUUCACAUGCCAAUAGAGUGCACAUUUAUUUUUCAAAGGAGCGAAAAUAAAGACAAUACAACAGUACAAUAACUCAUUUAUCUGUCAAGGUGUCAGUCCGUGGCCCUUUAAAAAAACAAAACAUAAAAAACAAUGAGAGUGGUGUUAAAUAGUUGAGUUCGGGCCGAGGUUGAGGGUUAUGGUCAUGGAUGGGUGUCUAUCUGUAUAUCUGUUGCUUCUUGGGUCUGGAUGGGGUGGGGUGUGGUGGGGGGCACUCUUUCACUGUAAGCACCCGUUUCCCUAUGGGCCCGUUUUACUGUAACACUAAUUUCAAAUUCACAACUCUGUGACUGGCUGACUUGAUUGACAGGUACGACUAUUGUUUUUCCAGAAAUCUUUUCAGUUAUGCCGGUCUGUUCACUGCGGUACGCUCUACUGAUCAUUAAAAAGAGUAUAUCGGUGAAA